AUCUGGGGCGUGGACGCUCGGGCUGCGAAGUUCCAGCAGAGAGAGACAGAGCUGCAAGAGGCAGGCGGACAGGCUUUCCCAUCCCUCUGCUGGGGAAAGGGGACAAGAAGAAGAAGAUAUACACACAUACAUAUAUAUAGCUAUUAUAUAUAAAGACCCUGCUCCUUUUUUAAUUAUUAUUACUAUUAUUAUUGUUGUUGCAAAAGAGACUUGACUUUUUUCCCGACCUGAAGCAACCGGCCCCUUUCAGUCGUGGCUCACCCAAAGCUCCCGAGGAGGAGGAAAGUGGGCUCCUUCGGUCCUUCCUGCAUUUCCGACCAUUACAGGAUCUAGACAUGUCUGCCACGCUGCUCUCGGCCUUCUACGACAUCGAUUUCUUCUGCAAGCCCGAGAAAUCCCUCAGCACCAUGCUGGACAAGAAGGCGGUGGGCAGCCCUGUGGGGGGCGGCGGCAGUGGCCCUCCCUCCUCCUCUGCUCACAACAACCACAACAGCUUCGCCCCGGGCUUCCUCCGGAGACACUCGUCCAGCAACCUCCAGGCUUUGGCUAACGGCAGUGCCAAAUUCCCUUCUUCGCCUUCUCCUUCCUCGCCCAACAGCAACACCUUCAAGGAGCCUGGUGGAGGAGGGAACACCAGCCCUACUACUACGGUUGCUACUAUCACCCCUACUCCUAGCAGUAGUAGCGCCAGCACCGCCUCGCUGAACAAGGAGAACAAGUUCAGAGACCGCUCCUUCAGCGAGAACGGCGAGAGGAGCCAACACCUCAUCCAGCAGCUCCAGCAGCAGCAGCAGCAGCAAGUGAAGGGGAGCAGCAAUGGGACUAAUGGGAAUAACAACAAUGCAAAUGGCGGAGGAGGAGGCGGGGCGCCCAUCAACUCGACGCGCUACAAGACGGAGCUGUGCCGCCCCUUCGAGGAGAGCGGCGCCUGCAAGUACGGGGAGAAGUGCCAGUUUGCCCACGGCUUCCACGAGCUCCGCAGCCUCACCCGGCACCCCAAGUACAAGACCGAGCUCUGCCGCACUUUCCACACCAUCGGCUUCUGCCCUUACGGGCCCCGGUGCCACUUCAUCCACAACGCCGACGAGCGCCGCCCGGCGCCCAACAACGGCGGCGGCGGCGGCGGAGUAGGCCUAGGCCUCAGCUCGUCCUCCUCCUCCUCGCUGCCUCAGCCUCCGCCGCCGCCCCAGCCGUCCCCGCUUCUUCCCCACCAUCACCACCACCAUCAUCACCACAACAUGAACGGCCACCUCCCUCAGGCCUUCCAGAGUAGCAAUCACAGCCCCUCUCCUCAUCAUCAUGGCGGCAGCACUGGAGACCUGAGGGCCUUCGCGGUUUCCUCCGCCUCUUCCUCCUCCUUGACCAGCGGCGUUUUCGGUCGCGGAGGCGGCGGCGGCGAUAGGCCCAAGCUGCACCACAGCCUGAGUUUCUCGGGCUUCUCGGCCCACCACCAGCCCCAGCCCCACGGCGGGCCUUCCCCUCCUUCCUCCUCUUCUGUCACCGAGGCGGUGGCUGCGGCCGCGGCCGCGUUGUUAAUGGAGAGCCCCCGAGUGCCGCACUCCCCUCCUCCGCCUCCCGCCUCAGGAGCGGCCCCUUCCUCGGCCGCCGCCGCCUCCUCCCCCGUCUGCGCCAACAACGCCUUCGCCUUCUCUGCCGGGCAGGAGCUGGGGAGCCUCAUCGCCCCGCUGGCCCUCCACUCCGCCGGCCCUCAGCAAGGAUGCUUCACCGCCUUCUACCGGCAGCAACACGGCGGCGGCAGCGGCGGGGGAUGCUGCCCUCCUCCUCCUCCUCCCCCGCAGCCGCCGCUCCCUCCUCCGCCUCCGGCCUCGCCUCCCUUCAGCUUCCAGCCCCUGCGACGCCUCUCCGAGUCUCCUCCGCCGCCGCCGGUCUUCGAGGCCCCUCCUCCGCCGCCCAGCCCCCCGGACUCCCUCUCCGACCGGGAGAGCAGCUACCUCAGCGGCUCCCUCAGCUCCGGCAGCAGCAGCCUCAGCGGCUCAGAGUCCCCGGGCCUCGACGCCGGCAGGAGGCUCCCCAUCUUCAGCCGCCUCUCCAUCUCCGACGACUGAGGAGGAGGAGGAGGGAGAAAAGGGUCCCCUCUGAAGAUUGUGGGGGCCUCCUCUUCCCAGGAUCCCCUUCAUCCUCUCCUUUCCCCCAGCAUCCCAUUUUGGGGAGAGCCCUUAGUGAGGGGCAGCCUCUCCCCCUCCUUUCUCCCCUUUUCAUCCUUCUCCUUUUCCCCAGCAUCCCAUUUUUGGGGGGGCUCCUCAAUGAGGGACAAGUCUGUCCCCACCUUUUUUGUUUGGGGGGGGGGGUUCAGUGAGGGACAGCCUUUCCUUUUCCUGGGGAUUUUUUGAGAGGGGGGACCCCAGUGGAGGAAGCCUUCACCCUCCUUUUGAGGGUCCCUUUUUUCUUGGGGGGGACAGACUCUUCCCCCUCCUCCUGGAGAUUCCAUUUUUAGGGGGGACCCCCUCAUAGGGAUGGUCUAUUAUCUUCAGAGGAUCCCUUUUCUUGGGGGGAGAUUCCUCAGUGGGGGAAGCCUUCUUCGUCUUGGGGAUUCCUUUUCUUGGAGGGACUCCUCAAUGGGGGAUAGUCUCUUCCCCCACCUUUUUCCUGGGGUCCCAUUUUUGGGGAGGAUCCCUCACUGAGGUGCAGCCUUUUCACCUCUUCCUUGGGAUUCUUUUUUUUGGGGGGGACCCCCUCAAUAGGAGCAGCCUCUCUCCUUCAGGAGAGCCCUUUUUUGGGGGGGGACUUCUCUGGGGAUCAGUCUGUCCUCUUCAUUUUGGGGAAUCCCAUGCCUUUUUCCCAGGGAUCUCCUUUCUUGGGGGGAUCCCUCAGUGUGGAGCAGCUUCUCUCCCUUUUUUGGGGGGACCCCUCAUUGGGGGGGCUCUCCUCCUCCUUUCCCCCUCCAUCUUCUCACCAGGAGCAUAGACUUGCAGCUGCCUCCAGAAAACUAGCCAAGCUCGCACAGACUGACCCUUUUCAGUUCAGUGGUUUCUUGUUUUGUGUGAUUGUUGUUGUUCUUGUGGGUUGGGGUGGGGUUUUUUGCCUCUUUCCAACCUAUGCCUUUUUUAAACAGGAGGAAGGGGGGAUGAUUACCCUUUGAUUGCUGAGCAAAUUCAGAGAGGAGAAAGCAAAAGAAAUGUGUUUCUUUCUUUUUUUUAAAGAGAUGAACAAAAGAAAUGGAUUUACAUAAAGGCAGGUAAUAGUCAUCAAGAACAACCUUGUCGGGUUUUUUAUUUUAUUUUAAAUCUAGAGACUUGUUGCAAGGAGAG
Sceloporus undulatus (fence lizard) is the source of this 3269-nucleotide messenger RNA. RefSeq names its product ZFP36 ring finger protein like 2 (gene ZFP36L2). The record is from RefSeq and is a predicted model, not a curated record. Bases 336 to 2066 code for a protein of 576 amino acids. The transcript has 2 exons. Gene Ontology annotation, molecular function: mRNA binding; metal ion binding. Lineage: Eukaryota; Metazoa; Chordata; Lepidosauria; Squamata; Phrynosomatidae.